UGGCGUACGGAUGUGAAUCUUGGAUUCCCUCUUAAAAUAAAUAAAUAUGCAAAUCUGUCGCAAACUAUUCGCUGUACUUCUCUUAAUUGUGUCAAUAUGGAAAGUGAGCUCUGGCAGUGUAAAAUCCAAAGGGGAAGAUCAACAAAAUGAGAUUAUCGCCAACAAAACGGUAGAGACAGAAGAGAAAAUUAAGUUUCUAGUAAAUCGAAUAACUGAAGCUAAUCAACAACUCGAAGAUUACAAAGAAAUGAUCAAAAAUUUACAAAAUGAAGUUAGCAAACAGCAGAAGGAAAACGAAAAGUUAAAGUCAAAACUUCAGAGCAAUACAAAUGAAUUAAAAUACACCGAAGAUGAACUGGGCCAAUGUCAUAGAAAUUAUACGUUUUUUAUGAAACUGUUUAAGGAAGAGUGGGAUGCCUAUGAAGAUGACCAGGAAAGAAUAUUUGAAACAUGUCAAAAAUAUUUGGAAGCACACAAGACUCUAAGACAAAAAUCUGAGGAUAAUCACAAACUGUUGGAAACAAAUUUGGAAUCACUCAGAAAUGAGUCUACCUAUAAGGAUGCGACGAUUAACGAAUUGAAAAAAAGUGUUGGCUGA
Messenger RNA from Drosophila nasuta, 598 nucleotides. RefSeq lists its product as uncharacterized. The transcript is spliced from 5 exons. Bases 47 to 598 code for a protein of 183 amino acids. The record is from RefSeq and is a predicted model, not a curated record. NCBI's taxonomy places the organism in Eukaryota, Metazoa, Arthropoda, Insecta, Diptera, Drosophilidae.